Molecule: messenger RNA, 402 nt
Organism: Geodia barretti
Lineage: Eukaryota; Metazoa; Porifera; Demospongiae; Tetractinellida; Geodiidae
Source: the annotation of a GenBank genome assembly
AUGGAACAAACACUUGUGCUGGUAAAACCCGACGGUGUACAGCGGGGGUUGAUCGGACAAAUAAUCGCCCGCUUGGAGUGCCGGGGCUUGAAGCUGGUGGGCCUCAAGCUGAUGCAGGUCGAUGAAGGACUAGCCCACCGACACUAUGGGGAACACAUUAACCGGCCUUUCUUCGCCGGACUGGUCAGCUUUAUUACCUCAGGUCCCGUCGUGGCCAUGGCAUGGGAGGCCAAUAACGCAGUGGAGAUAGUGCGUAACACUAUGGGCACAACGAAACCCUGUCAAUGCCGCGCCCGGGACAAUUCGCGGCGACCUCGGAGUCGACAUAGGACGCAACCUGAUACAUGGCUCGGACAGUCCGGGAUCGGCAGAGCGGGAGCUUUCCCUAUUCUUCCAGCCUGA